Messenger RNA from Lontra canadensis (Northern American river otter), 434 nucleotides. RefSeq names its product interleukin 4 (gene IL4). Gene Ontology annotation, cellular component: extracellular region. Gene Ontology annotation, molecular function: cytokine activity; interleukin-4 receptor binding; growth factor activity. The transcript has 4 exons. NCBI's taxonomy places the organism in Eukaryota, Metazoa, Chordata, Mammalia, Carnivora, Mustelidae. The record is from RefSeq and is a predicted model, not a curated record. Gene Ontology annotation, biological process: positive regulation of isotype switching to IgE isotypes; innate immune response in mucosa; positive regulation of amyloid-beta clearance. The coding region runs from base 36 to 434 and encodes 132 amino acids.
UGUCUCAUAUUGUCAUUGCAAACAGAGAUCUAUUAAUGGGUCUCACCUCCCAACUGAUUCCAACUCUGGUCUGCUUACUAGCACUAACCAGCACUUUCAUCCACGGACAUAACUUCAGUAUUGCCAUUAAGGAGAUCAUCAAAACGUUGAACAUCCUCACAGCGAGAAACGACUCUUGCAUGGAGCUGACCGUCACCGAAGUCUUCACUGCCCCAAAGAACACAAGUGAGAAGGAAAUCUUCUGCAGAGCUGCAACUGUGCUUCAUCAGCUCUCUACACACAAUUGCUCCAACAGAUUGCUCAGAGGACUUCACAGGAACCUCAGGAACAUGGCAAACACGACCUGUUCGGUGAAUGAAGUCAAGAAGAGUACACUGAAAGACUUCUUGGAAAGGCUAAAAGUGAUCAUGCAACAGAAAUACUACAGGCACUGA